This is a messenger RNA of Paramecium sonneborni, 1761 nucleotides long. The record is from the annotation of a GenBank genome assembly. Lineage: Eukaryota; Ciliophora; Oligohymenophorea; Peniculida; Parameciidae.
AUGGGUAAUUAAACAUAUUAUGUUAAUGAAUAAGUUAUUUCAAUGGAUGGCAAAUUAGAAGAUAAUUUAGAAUGUGUUGGAUCAAAAUAACAUAAAUAUUUAGGAUAAAUAUAAUUAUGGAGAAGAGAUUCUAAGAGUAACCCAACAGUCUUCUCAAAAGUAUGAAUAUUUAUAUUUCGAUAAGUUAUCACAUAGUGGUUAAAGGCAUGAUAUAAAUGUAAAUGAGCAUAAUGAUAGAAAAAAAGUAAAUCAUCCAAAUAUUUUAUAAUAUUAUGGAUGUUAAUCAAAUUAUUUAACAUUCAAAGGAAAUAUUUAAUAAAUGAAAUUCUUUUUUGAAUAUAUUCCAAAUACAUUAGGUAAUGUUAUAAAUUUUCAUAAGAAGAAUUGUAGUUAUUUGGAAGAAAAUGAAAUUUGGAAAGUAGUUUAAUAAUUAUUUAUAUUAGAUAAUUCAACAAAUAGUUUCUGCAUGUUCAUUUUUGGAAAAAUUAGAUUUAUUUCAUGGAGAUUUGAAUCCUUAAACAAUAUUAAUGGAUAAUGAGAAAUAAAUAAAAAUAUUAGUAUUAGAAUAAAUAAAAAUAGUAUCAUAAUGCAUAUCCAGAAAUAAUCACAUCUUAUGCAAAAUUAUUAGCAUAUUAAGAUUAAAAUGUUUUCAUUUCACCAUAAUAAUUGAAUGAUUUAAUAAAAUAAUCAGUGACACCAUAAGAUAAUCCUUUAAAAACUGAUUCAUUUUAACUUGGUCUGACAUUAUUAGAAUUAAUGACAAUGACAUCAGGUAUAUAAUAAUAAUUAUAAUGAGUUUUGGAAGAUUGUAUAGAUUAUAAUAGAAAAACAAUAUAUUAUAAAUCAAUAAUGGAUAUAUUAUCAUCAGCAAGAAAGAGAUAUUCAUAAUAGCUGAUUAAUUUAGUAUAGAGAUUAAUUACUUUUGAUGAAUAAUCAAGACCAACUCUUUCAGAUAUUUUAUUUGAUACAAAUUUAUAAUAAUAAGGGAGUACUUUUAUACCAUAAUCUAAAAUAAGAAGAUAUACAUCACCUCCAAGAUAACCAGAAAUUACAAAUUCUCCUCCACCAGAUAUGGGUUUGAGUAGUAAAUCUCCCGUAUUAAGAGAUUAAUCAUUUUAAUCACAUUUUAGAACUCCAUUAUAAAGAAGUCUAUCACCUGUAUUAGAUAAAUCUGGUAAAUAUUUAAGUCCUGCUUAAAGUCGAAAUACAACUGCUAUUACUGCAUUCUAUAAAACACCAAAAAAAUAAACUAUUCUUAUUUCUACUCCAAUUAAAAAUGAUAGAGGAAGAUAACUUACUGAAAAUUCUAGAAAUAUAUUCAUGAUUAGUAAAAGUCCUGUUUUAAAUUAAUCUAGAAAAACAUCAUUUUAAAUAACUCCUAAUCAUCAUCCAAUUUUUAAACUAGUUACUCCUUAAUAACAUUCUAAUUAUUUACCACCAUAUUAAUAAGCAUUUUAUUAGGAAAAAUUUAAUUAAAAAUAGAUUCGUUAAGAGUUUUCAUAGACUCAUUAACAUUUUUUUUAACCUUAAUUCAAUAAUUAAGAAAAUUUUACUAAUACAAUAUCUAAACCUGAAUCUGCCUACUUUACCAAACCUUAAGAGCUCUUAUCAUCAUAAUAAUAAUCAUUACCAUAAUAACAAAAAUAAUAAAUUUCAUAAGAUUAAUUUAAUCAAACUCCAAAUCCACUUCGUAAAACUCCACAAAAAGUACCCUAAAAAGGUAUAAAUUUACUAUCACCACUUUCAUGUAAUAAUAAAUGA